CCCGGGGUGAAGGUGGGUCCAGACCCGCCCCUCCUCGGCUUCCUAUAAGUACUGGGAACCUGGGGCUGCUGGGUCACACACCAUGAGGCCGUCCGUGACACCGAGAGCCUUCCUGCUGGCCUUCACGCUGGGCACCCUGCUGGGUCUCGGGUGCCCUCUGAGCUGCGAGGUGUGCAGGGGCUCCGGGCCCACGUGCAGCGGGAAGAUGAAGACUUGCGAGGCCGGCAAGGACGCCUGCGUGGCCAUCGUGGGGGAGUCGAGCACCAAGGGCCACCACUCAGUCAACAGCUACAAGGCCUGCAUGAAGUUCAGCGACUGCUACUCGGGUUUCGUGUCCACCACCAUGGGCCCCAAGGACUACAUGGUGUCCAACACGCACUGCUGCCAGAGUGACGGCUGCAAUCAGGGCUCGGUGCCCCCUCCCCAGAACAACCGUACUGAGAAUGGUCUCCAGUGUCCCGCCUGCAUCGUACCCUUCCAGGAGACGUGCCCGGGGACCCAGGCAGCCCGCUGUGUCGGCCAGGAAACCCACUGCAUCUACUUCGCUGGCAAAGUGCAGGCUGGUAUCAUCAACACCAGGUUUGCCACUCGAGGCUGUGCCACAGAGAGUGCCUGCAAUACCAAGCCUGGCGCUGAGGUGCCCUCAGCCUCCUAUCUCUACUUCCUCCGCCGAGCAGACUGCCUUCCAGCUCCCCAGACCCCUGGCAGGGACGAGUGAAGAACUGAGGAAGGGGUGGCUUGAGGUCCCCAUCUGUCCUCAGCCUGCAGCCCCCUGUGUGCCUACAAUUAAACAGAUUAACUGAG
This is a messenger RNA of Myotis myotis, 804 nucleotides long. It is a transcript of the gene PINLYP, whose product is annotated as phospholipase A2 inhibitor and LY6/PLAUR domain containing. The record is from RefSeq and is a predicted model, not a curated record. Gene Ontology annotation, molecular function: phospholipase inhibitor activity. Bases 83 to 718 code for a protein of 211 amino acids. The transcript has 5 exons. NCBI's taxonomy places the organism in Eukaryota, Metazoa, Chordata, Mammalia, Chiroptera, Vespertilionidae. Gene Ontology annotation, cellular component: extracellular region.